CGCACACGCGCGCGCUCCCCGCGGAACUCCCGCCGGCGGUUCGGCGCUCUCCCGAAGGCGCGCUUGGGCCGCCGCGGCCGCCGCCAACAUGGCCGAGACUAGCGAGGAGGUGGCCGUGCUGGUGCAGCGGGUGGUGAAGGACAUCACCAACGCCUUCAGGAGGAACCCGCACAUAGAUGAAAUUGGCCUGAUCCCAUGUCCUGAAGCAAGGUAUAACCGGAGUCCUAUAGUCCUGGUUGAAAACAAACUUGGUGUGGAGAGCUGGUGUGUCAAGUUCCUUUUACCGUAUGUCCACAACAAGCUCCUUUUGUACAGAACAAGAAAGCAAUGGCUGAACAAAGAUGAAUUGAUAGAUGUCACAUGCACCCUGCUGCUUCUAAACCCAGACUUUACCACUGCAUGGAACGUGAGAAAGGAGCUGAUCCUCUCUGGCACUUUAAAUCCAAUUAAGGACUUACAUCUGGGAAAACUGGCCUUAACUAAGUUUCCAAAGAGUCCAGAAACAUGGAUUCAUAGGCGAUGGGUGCUACAGCAGUUAAUUCAGGAAACCUCCCUGCCUUCCUUUGUGAACAACGGAAACUUGGGAACAAUUCCUGCAGAAAGGACACAGCGACUAAUACGAGAAGAGAUGGAGGUCUGUGGUGAAGCGGCGGGGAGAUACCCAAGCAACUAUAAUGCCUGGUCCCAUCGCAUCUGGGUUUUACAACACCUGGCCAAGCUAGACGUCAAGAUCCUUCUUGAUGAACUAUCUUCUACUAAACACUGGGCGUCCAUGCAUGUUUCAGACCACAGUGGAUUUCACUACCGCCAGUUUUUGUUAAAGUCUUUGAUUAGCCAAACUGUGAUAGAUGGUUCUGUAUUGGAGCAAAACCCUUUGCGAAGUGAACCAGCCUCAGUUCUUCCAAAAGAUGAGGAAGCAGCAGCCUCAACAGAGGAACCAAGGAUAAAUCUUCCCCAUCUUCUAGAAGAAGAAGUUGAAUUCAGCACUGAUCUUAUUGAUACCUACCCGGGACAUGAAACCCUUUGGUGUCAUAGGAGGCAUAUUUUCUACCUUCAGCAUCACUUGAAUGGUAGAUUUCCUCACAGUGUGACCCAGCUGUCCCCUGCAGACAGCCCUGGGGGGACUUUGAGUGACUUGCAACUCGUGCCAGCAGGCCCCCACACGUCUCAGGCAAUGGAGGUGGAUGGACUGAAUGACUGUAGCAAGCAAGGCUAUUCCCAGGAAACGAAACGCCUGAAGCGGACACCAGCUCCAGACUCCCUGGGCCUGGAAAUGGAGCACAGGUUCAUCGAUCAAGUAUUGUCCACCUGCCGGAAUGUAGAGCAGGCCAGGUUUGCCAAUGCGUACAGAAAAUGGCUGGUUACUUUGAGUCAAUGAAAGAAGAGGAUUAGUCCUGCAGAGUUCUCCACUUAGUGCAAUAUUGCUUUCCUUUCUUAUUUACAUAGUUGCAUGAACUGUUUGCUGUUAUUGGCUAACUAUAUGUUGUUCAUCUUUAGGUUGAAAGUCCAUAGUAAAUCUUUCAUUUUAUUUAUUUUAGUAAGAACUGGCAUUCCUUUGGGGGUAAAAUAAUUGUAUAGUUCCUUCCUACUAAACAGUGAGUCUUAAUUUUUUUCUUUUUAACUUCUUGUCUUUUAUAUUUGCUAUGUGAGGCUUCUUCUCGUUUGAUUCUCCUAAUUGGUUCACACACACCUCCACCCAACUCAGUGCAAUUGCUGCAUAGGCUAUGUUUUUUUUUAAUUAAAAAUCUGUUGUAGUUCAGUUUAGGAACAAUGCAAACGUAAAGUUACUCAACCUAGUUGUUUUGAGAGUCAGAUGGCCAGAUGGACGUAUAUGUGAAAAUACAAACUAUUUCUCUUUGUCUAGCAUGCUCUACUCAAGUUAUAGACCGACAUAACCAAAGUCAGAAGUAUUGGAAUUUGUAUGAAAAACAUGCCUCCAGUGUAAUCCAUUUUUAAAAUGGUUAUUUAAAAAAAACUAUUAAUUUUAAGAGUUUAUGUAUUGCAGUACUAGAAAAUUAUUUUUAUUACUAGUUUUGAUAGAUUGUUUUUACCUCAAAUUUGGUAUAUGCCAAAAACACUCAAGUCAGACCUUAGAAAAAUCACUUUUUUUAAAAAACCUGGAAUGCCAUUUGUAGUUAUUACUACUUAUUUUCCUUCCAAAUUCACCACUAAAAAUGAGAGAAAUAUAUAGAAGAAAACACAUAGAAAUGUAUCCAUAAAAAUCUUCCUUUUUAAAAAUUUAUGUUAUUGAGGAUACAUUAGAUAUAAACUACGAAAUUUUUAUGAAGUGAUUGUUAAAAGUUUACUGGCAAAAGCCGGGGGAAAGAAUAGUUUUGAAGGUUAGUUCUUCAGUCUUUAUUUUAAAAUAUAAAGUAAUUUAAAAACUUUGAUACUAAACUUAUCAGGGAUGCGGUACCAAAGUAUCCACCUUACAGCUGUAUCUGCUUUUCAAUAACAAGGGCUGGGUUUUUCAGGUCAGUGAGGCAGGGUGGGAAAAGGGCCAAGUCAUGUCUACUUUCUUAAUGUAUUUCCCCCCUUGUAAAUGGUUUGUGUUUCUUUUUCCUCAUGCCUUUCUCUUUAUUUUCCCAAUUGUUCCAUAUUUUUUGACACUUCCACUUUGUUUUUGUUUUUCCUUACCUGUCUUAUUUCAGGGAUGUAUACUGAAAAUAUUCUUCUCCCUAUUUCCAGUGAAUUCCAUACCCCAUUAAACACACACACAGACACAAUAUGAAUAUGAACCGCCCUUCUAAAAAUUCCUCUAAUGAGGGAAGCUGUCUGUUGUCCUGUGUGUGCAGAAUGUGAGGAAUAGCGGCAGAAACAAUUGUGACCACCAUGCUUUGCCUUUGUCCUUUUUACUUGCUAGGUCACCUGUAGGGUGAGAAGACAGAGGUAGGGAAAGGCAGACUUCUGGAACUCACUAUUAUGGAAACCCUGACCUUGAGUGAGGUGCAUUGCCUUAAAGAAAAAGAAUAGGCCUUUACUUGUGCAUCAUGAUUUUGUUGAGUGGCAAACUGUGGAAUGAGACUUAAGAACACCAGAAAAAUUGUCCAACCUUGACCCUGUUGACAGAAGCUGCUCUUCUCUCUUGGGGUAAAAUUAUCCUUUUAUAGCUUUUAUAGUAUUUCAAUGAGAAAAUGAUUGCCAUUAUGAACAUAAUUUCAUGGCCCUUUGUGUGCAAAACAUAUUUUGAAUAAAAUACCUCAAGAUCUAGCUAGACUUCUAGGAAUAAAACCAUUAGUUUGUGAUUUUUCAGCACCUGCAGGCGUUGGGAGAGGACUACAGAGAUGACAUGGGAGAUUCAGCCCAUUCCACUAAUAUACAUUGCCAGAUUCUGGCCACUGAAUAUUACCUUUUUUCCAAACAUCCUUUUAAGUAUCCCAAGUAAUGGGGCUUCUUAUGCUUUGAUGUGAGUGUCAAGACGUGAGUAUAGAUAAUUCUCGGUGAAACAUCAGCUAAGUUUUAUAGUGCUUCGUGCUUUUUUAUACCUUCCACAGAGUAUGUUGACCAUCUUUGAUGUUAACUGUCUUCUUGUGUUUUAAGGCUCUUAACCCACCCCUUUCUGAAGCCAUGCAAUCCUUUAAUAUAUCUUGGUCUCUUGUCUUCCUAAUGAAGUUUUAAAAGGAGAGUGAAAAUACAGAUAUCCAAAGGAUACUGUUUAUAUGUGACUUUUGUGUGCGAUCUUAGUUCUAAAAUUUGCAUUUUUCAAGUGUUCAUUCACAGAAGAACCUAGUAUUGCCCUAUAUGGUUGUAUUUUUUUCCACUAAAUGGUUGACUUCUAAACUCACUAGCUGUAGCACGAUAAUAUCUCUUUGACUGAAUGAGCUCAUGCAGUGGAAAGGAUGUGUCUAUUUUCAGGGACUUGCUAUUCUUCACUUAUUUUUCUAUAAAUAUGUCGUUGCUAAAAGGAAAAGAUGGUUUUGAUUGACAUGCAUUUCAUCAAACUUUCACUGGAAUAAUAGUAGUCUGUCAUACCAUCCUGUGGAUCAAGAAUACUACUGACAAGCAAAAAGCAAUAAGAGCUGUAAAUAUCUGCACCACCAUCCCCCUCCCCACCUUUUUUUUAGUACCUAUUUUGGUAAUAUGGUGUUCCAAGAUUCUACUGUGUGCCUUGCACAUUGUGAGGACUCAUUAAAUAUUUAUUAAAUAAAUGAAUGAUUAACUGAAGAAGGGAAAUAUUGAUCAUGAGUGAUGGAUAGGGUAAGUUAUGAUUGAGAAAUUGAUGGAUUAGAGCAAUGAAUUGUGAAUAAAUGAUGUAUUCUAGCUUCAUGACACUUUGGGGGAGCUACUACAUGUAGAAUAAGUUAACUUAGAUUUUUUUUCUUCACUUAACUACCUUGUUUAAACUUGUAGAUCCCAGCCAAGAAAUGUAGCUAGCUCUAUAAUUAGCAAUUAACUGUACUUUAAUAUAUAUUCAAAUUCAUAGGACUAAUGAAGCCUAUUUGCAUUAAGAACACUACUUAAUGUUCAUUGAUGAUGUUGGAGCAUAGAUCUUGCCCACACAGCCAGAGCCACUUUGGGACACCCGAAGAAAUUCUUUGAUUUCAGAGACUUGUUGAUCUGUACCUGUGCUUGGACAGUCAUUUUGUGCUUCUCCUUUUCCCCUCCCCAACUUAAACUGUGGACCUUUUAGAUAGCUUCUUAAACCUGUGUGAGUCAUUUUUUAAAUUUAAGGAUUGAUACCUGUUCCUUUUUCUUUUCUGGGUUUUAGCAUUUUAUUACCUCUUUGGAAACUCUGGGCCCAGAAUUUCAGUCAUAUUUCUUAUUCCUAAUGGUACAGUUCUAGUUUAAAUUAAAGGCUUCAUUAUUAAUAGGAUUAAAGGUAUGCAGAUUGUUGCUAAAAGCCACUUAAAUCUUUAGAUAAGGGCUUAUGUGACACAAGAUGUGGAAACAGAAGUUCUUGGGUUUUUAUGUGGCAGUUCGUAAGAAAGCAUAUAUGUUGGUAGAGUUUGUGUCAUUUAGAUAUAUUCAGGUCAUGUCUGUUCAUGCUUGCUAAGACACACACUUCCGUGUGUGUGUAUAAAGAGAACUUUUAAUAUUGUUGACAAUAAAUUGUUGGUCUAGUGAUUUUUCUCUUAUAUAGCACAAGAUGAUAUCAGACAUGGGCUAAAUACAAUUUAGUUGUGCAACUACCACUUGCCAUACAGUCUAAUCUCUACCUUAGUUCCCUUGAAUUACAGAAAAUGCUAAAGAUUUAGUUAUCAAAGAAAGUAACACACAAACUUUUUUUUUCAAAAAGUUUUUGUAAACUUACUUUGUUACUAGAAAAUUAUAUUUUAAAACUUUAAAAUAUUUAAAGGAUGCUAGAAAAUUUGAACAGCAUUGUAACAACCUUUUGUCUUCUGAAUAAAUUUCCCAAAUAGAACUGUGCAAACCCUAGCACUUUCUGUGCUGCCACCCCCUAUGCCUGGUCUACUCUGUAACACGCUCCUGUUGGAGAAGUGUGUGGAGCUCCAAAGCUUAGGCAGAUUCAGUGUCGCGAAAGCAGUGAGCAGGAAAAGUCAACUCUGAGAAUUCUGCUUAACCAUCACACAGUGUCUUUUAAAAAAUAACUAUACAUACUGUGUUAAUUCGAGUGCCUUUCUUACUUUUUUGGGGAGCAAGAUUAUAUUUAAGUCUAAUUUUUAGGUGGAAAACAGAGGACGGAAGUUUUAUCAAACAGUUGAUUCUGACUCAUUAUUUUAUUUACUCCAUUUGUCAGGCAUGGUCCCAUGGAGUCUUUUAUCCUUUAAGGAGAUACUGGGAUGAGCAGAUAGGAUGCUUUGGUUUGCGUUUGAUUAGUUAUCAUUUUUAAGCACCCUGCCAAGAAUAAGUUCUUUCUCUGUGACAACUAACUUUUAGGGAGUUGUAGGUAUCACAUUUAGUGGCUGGCACAUGCAUACUUAAAAAUCAGCCUGGAACCUGUACAGCCCAGGUUCAAAGGGAAGCAGUGGCUCUCUACCCUAAAAGAAAGGCCAUAUGGGUCCUAAAUUAAUCCUUUGCCUCACUUUAAGGACUUUAAGAAUUCCCUCCCAAAUUCAGGCCUAUGUAAGAUAGUUGAAAGGGGAGAAAAAAAUGAGGCCUUUAUGCUUUCAAAUUUUGGAGGAGAAAAAGUAAAUACUGAGGUGAAGUUUAAAAUGUGGCAUUUUAUGUAUUUGAGUAUGCAGAGAGGAGGGAUAGGAGUUCCAUAUUUCAAGAUAGCAAAUAAUUUUUAAUUGUAAUUUCAUAAAAAUAUAUAGUUAAAGAUUCCAAAGUGCUUUUCAGAGAACUGUCAAAUAAUAUAUUCCUCAAGGGCAGCAGUAUGUCGUGUUCAUAGUUCAGACAGAAAACCAUUGUGUCAGUUGUGGGUCUAGGGUGCAGGGACCUCAGGCUCCCAACCUUGAUUCCUGUAUUCUCACCACACAGUGUUAAUACUUAAAACCAAACUCUGCUUAAAAAAGAAGAGCAGUAGUUUUGUCUGCUGAUGAAACCUUGUGCUUCCAAGAAUAUGAGCUACGUACAGUCUGUGCUUUCUGGACAAUAAAGUAGUCCACAAGCUAACCCUGGCAUUUCUUUUAUUAGUCUCUUACAAUGUUCCUCAGGUUGUAGAAUAUUUAUUAAAUUCAGGACAAAAUUUUAUAUCCAGUGGCAAAAAAGGCAAAAAAUAUGCUAAAUAUAUUAUUAGCUUUUAGAAUUGUAGUAUAGAUAGUAUUUUUUAUAAACCACUACCAGUGCAGUAGCUCAUAGACACUCCGUGACUGCCUCAUUGUCCAUCUUGCUGCUUCAGUCCCUAUGGCUCUAUUAUGAAUGUUCUCUUGUGUGUGUCUCCAAUGGAAAGGAUUUCUGUUUUGUGUUAUUUUCCAUGUUUGGCAGAGGUGAGGGUGUUUUAGUUGACAUCAUUCUCAAUUCUUGGAAAUCCUAUUGAGGAAAGUGAUUACUGUUGGUUGUCAAACUGACAACUAUUUUGCUGCUUAAAACUUCAGUUUCCCUGGAAGAAUGUUUUGUGUGCAGACCCUGGACCUGUUUGAUACGUUGCAGAAUGCCUCGCACCUUAUAGGAACUGAACAGGUCGGAAUUGUUAAAGGCCAGAAAGUUAAAACCAGCUUAUCUCUGUCUUACUCUCCUUGUCCACAUUCUUAGCUUCAGAAGAAAUGCAGUAUUGUGCAUAAGAUACAUAAUCAGGUUCAAACAUACAAGGCAAAGAUUGUAAGUGAAAUUUAGAUACUUUUAAGGCAUAUAUAUGUGCAUGUCUGUGUAUACACGUUAUGUAUAUACAUUUAAAUGAGAUUUGGAACUUGAAUUUAUAUAGCGGUUUUACAAAGAAUUUUAUCCAAAGGAUUUUUAUUUUCAUAUUUGCUUAAAGUGCUCGUAUUUAAAGGCAGUUUUCUUUAUUAGACCAACUCCCUCAAGAAAACUUGGAACCUUAACACAAGUGCCCAUUUGCCUGAAUUAACCAGAUAUUUGUGUAAACUGUUUAUGUUAAGUCUUCGGUGGCUUAUGAACCAUGACAUUCUGGCUUGUCUUCCAUACCUUAAAGAAAUCAGUCUUAAUUUUGUGUAUGGCAGUCAUUUUCCUCAAAGUACUAUGCAGCAUACUUCAGGUGUUUGUUUAUCUUUAUAAAAGUGAUCAAUAAUAAAUUUGAGGUUUUUAAACGUCAUAGGGAUGAACAGUCUCACGUGUCCAGAAGUUGAUUCAACACAGCCUCCUAUUAGAAAUGCUCCUGUGUUAUCCUCCCUCAGAAAUGUCAGCUUGCAUCGGGAGCAGGUAUUUUUCCUUUCCGUUGAAGAAUGAGUGUAGACUGAGUGCAGUCACAGGAGGUGCUCCAGAAACCUUAGCCGCUUAUUGAGCUAACGUCACACUAACAGUGAGCUUGCAGAAAGGAGGCUGUUGUCAUCUCUUCACUGAGGAGUAUAUUUGUAGAGUAAUAUAUGUUUGAAACUGAAAAAUUAUAUCAUUUGACAUGAAUAUUAGGCUUAUUUAGGCUGGAGUUAGUAACAAUAAAAAUAUUGUUUAUGUAGAACAUGGUCUGAAGAUAGGAGAUGCAAAAAGUUUAGUAUCUUUUUGUGCAAGGCACAUUAAUAAAUGUGAUUAAAUGUCUUAAGAGACUGCUGACCUCUAGAGAGAACUACUGUAGUCUUCUGCAAUCAGUUUCUGUGUUGGUAUAGCCAGUAUUAUCUGGUUUAGGUUCUGUUUAUUUCUCCCUAAAUCUUGGUUGCUUUCCAUUGUCUUAAAAGCAGUAAUGCUAAACAUGAAGUUAUAUUAACUUCUACUUACAUGUUUUCUCAGAACAUCUUUAAACUGAGGGAGAAAAUUUUAUGAAUGAUAUAGUAGUUUCAGAAUCUGUUAAUUUGUGGCUCUUAGAGCAUUUUUGACAGAAUUUACCUAAUGUCCACACGUUUAAACAGUUAAAAAACAAACAUUCCAACCUGAGCUGUAAGGAGCAGAGUGUAUGGUACAAGUGUAAUUGGGCGUUGCUUCGUGAUGGGGUUCUUGGUGCGUGACCGUGAUGCUGGCUUCUGACUGAGGGGACCGCUGUCUGGAUUGUGUUUUGGUGUGUGUGGUUCCUAGGAGAAAUAGCAGAAUGUGUGCUAGAUCAACUUGUUCUUGAGUUGGACAAAAUAAAAUAUGAGGUAUAUUAAAUAUGCCAAAUAUUUAUACACUCAGCACUACAAAAACUAAAAAAAGGAAGAAAAUGAUAAAAGGUCAAUAAUGUUUUUUUAAUAGCUUCUAAAAAAGUUUUUUAAUUUGGGUCUCAGACACUAGAUAGUUUUUUACUUUAACACUGAGGGAGUUUGAGGGAUUGUUCUCAGAUACUAUAUUCUGCUCUUAGAAUCCACCGUGUGUGUUAAUUUUGCAUUGCUUGAAGAGUUUCCCUAAAAUGGAGUAUUUAAGUAAGUUGCAGUCAAUGUUGUUUUAAGAUUUUCUUGUAAGUUAUGGUCAAAUGGACAAGUUACAAAUAUAAUCUGUGUUACAAGCUCAGAUCUUGGGCAUUAAAGAUAAGUUUGGCUGACUUAUUUUACUAAAGAUAAUAAUUGUCUUCAUUCUGAUUGCACUGCUGUUUCCUUAAAAUUUUCCCCCCAAUAUAUCAGUCUACAUUGAAGUUCCUUUAGUUCUCACCGUAUACUAAUUGACAUUUUUUAAGGAUUAGUGAAUUCUUUUUACACUUAGGAUGUAUACUUUGCAGAGGAAUAAAAACAAAUUUUGCAAUAAGGGAUGUGCAGAGUGUGUUUAUGGUGUUCUGGGAAUUAGUGCUCCAGAGAGCUUCAAGUGUGAUGCUGAAUGCUAAGGCCACAAUAAUGACUAUAGAGUAUCUGUAUCAGCACUGUCUGGUAGAAGUAAGUGUGAGCCACGUAGAUAAUUUUUAAUUUUCUAGUAGCCACGUUAAAAAAAGAAACAGGUGCAGUUAACUUUAAUAAUUUAGUUAACCCAAUAUAUUAAAAAUAGUAUCAUUUCAGUGUGUAGUCAAUAUACAAAAUUAUUGAGAUGAUUUACCUUCUUUUUUUCCCCAUACUGUCUUCAGAAUUCAAAGUGUAUUUUGCACUCACGGUGCAUCUCACUUCUGACUAGCUACCUUUCAAGUGCUCAAAUAGCCACGUGUGGCUAAGGAGGGCUAAAUUAGUGCAGAUUUCAUAGGGUACAAAGUAUGACUUUAUUUUAAAUUGGGAGAUGGUGAGGUAGACAUGAAAUUAUGGUACUUUAAAAAUUACUUAGUAUACUUAAGAAAAGUAGCUAAUAGGAUUAUCCACUCAUUUUCCUUUGUAUUUUAAAUUUGCUCUAGAAGUAGGCUCAACCUGUUCCAAUUUGCCAACUGUUAUUUAAGGAGGAAGAAACUCCUUGCUAUGUAAAAUACCAUAAUAUGCUAAUUGUAACAAUGCAUUAUUAACAACACAUUUUUCGAUGUGUUCACUAAAUUCUGUCCUGUUUCUUCAAAAUAAUAGCUUAAAUUGCAUGUUACUUGUGUAUCUGUACCUAUUUUGUUUUUAUAUUAUUCUUAUAAUACAAUAAUAUGUAUUAACAAACAGCCCUGGGAUUCUUGUCUUCCUGCACAGCUGUCUUCCAGUACUUACUGCUACACUUAGUAAAUUGUGAUAAGUGGCAGAAAAGUAGAAUGAACCAUUCUUCCUUCCAUUAGCUUUGUUUUUAUCAUGUGAUCAUGUACCAACCCAGCUAUAAAUCAUUGUAUUUCUGUAGAAUAUGGAAUAGAGUGUUUAUGUCUUAUCUUGGCUAAAUGUUUGCAAUUUCUAAGUAAACUUUUCAU
Molecule: messenger RNA, 10213 nt
Organism: Equus quagga
Lineage: Eukaryota; Metazoa; Chordata; Mammalia; Perissodactyla; Equidae
Gene: PTAR1
Product: protein prenyltransferase alpha subunit repeat containing 1
Exons: 7
Coding region: 89-1378 (429 amino acids)
Biological process (GO): protein prenylation
Cellular component (GO): cytoplasm
Molecular function (GO): protein prenyltransferase activity
Source: RefSeq, a predicted model, not a curated record